This is a messenger RNA of Erythranthe guttata (spotted monkey flower), 2388 nucleotides long. RefSeq names its product rho GTPase-activating protein 2. Lineage: Eukaryota; Viridiplantae; Streptophyta; Magnoliopsida; Lamiales; Phrymaceae. The record is from RefSeq and is a predicted model, not a curated record. Gene Ontology annotation, molecular function: GTPase activator activity. Gene Ontology annotation, biological process: signal transduction.
AUACUUAAAAAGAUAUUAAGAAGAAGAAGAAAAAAUAGUGAUUGAAUAUGGGGAGUAAUAUAUGGGGGAAAUUAAAGAGAAGAAGAACAUAUAUGUAUGUACACUAGACAGAAAUAAAGGGCGGAAACUUACAAACUCUGGUUCACUGUCUCAUCACAUUCUGAUACCUCCUCCGCCCACCACCACCACCACCACCACCACCACUACUUCUUCUUCUUCGGCUGCUGCACUACAAACACUUGGAUUUAUACACACUACUAGCUAGAUUUGCCGAUUGAAUAUUAUACUCCUUUUGUUUUCAAACAAUUUUCCCAUAUACAUACAUACAUAAAUCAUUCUUCCUCUUCCCCUUCCCCAUUUUCGUAGCAAUUUAUCAUUACCCUAAUAAUUAAUUAUAUGAUUUGAAUCCAUCUCCCCCCAAUUCAGUCAUCCAGUUUCAGUCCAUAUAUGGCGUCGAGCAGCCUUUUCCGAUCCAAGUCCUGCUCUCUCGGACUCCGCAACUGCAACUCAAUGCCGCCGCCCCUCACUUUUUCACCUCACAGUCCCUCCUCUAUUUACGAAGACGACGACGACGACGACGAGGACCAGGGGUAUUUCGCCGACUUCAACAGCGACGACUCCGAAAAUCCGGCUACGACGCCUUUCAUAGCCCCCUGCCCUAAUUCUCGUAAUACUAAAAUUAACCAGCCGCAGUUCUCCGUUCUGGCGGUUGUGGCGUCGGCGUUACGGAGGUCGCUGGUCACGUGCAGCGUUGAGGCUGAUAACGUAUUGUCCGAUGUUGAUAUUGGAUCGCCAACAGAUGUACGCCACGUGUCCCACGUCACCUUCGACCGUUUUAAUGGAUUUUUGGGCUUGCCGGUCGAGUUUCAGCCUCAACUCCCUCCUAAACCCCCCAGCGCUAGUGCUAGCGUUUUUGGAGUUUCUGCACAAUCGAUGCAGUGUUCGUACGACCACAGGGGAAACAGUGUGCCAACUAUUCUUCUUAGGAUGCAAAACCGUCUGUAUUCUGGAGGCGGCCUUCAAGCAGAAGGAAUUUUCAGGAUCAAUGCUGAGAACAGUCAAGAGGAAAAUGUGAGGAAGCAGCUGAAUAAAGGAAUUGUGCCACAUGGAAUUGAUGUCCACUGUUUAUCGGGGUUGAUUAAGGCAUGGUUCAGAGAACUUCCAUCACGGGUCCUUGAUUGUUUGAGGCCAGAAGAUGUGAUGCAUUGCAACACAGAAGAAGAGUGCACGGUGCUUGUAAAGUUGCUACCUCCAACGGAAGGGGCAUUACUUGACUGGGCAAUCAAUUUAAUGGCAGAUGUAGUUCACCACCAACACCACAACAAGAUGAAUGCCAGGAACAUUGCUAUGGUCUUUGCACCCAACAUGACUCAGAUGGCAGAUCCAUUGACGGCAUUGAUCCACGCUGUCCAAGUGAUGAACUUUCUUAAGACGCUGAUAAUGAAAACCCUCCGAGAAAGACAAGAAUCGCCUGCUAAUGAAUGCAAUAUUGAUAACUCACAGCCAAUGAAUACGACAAGCACUGCUCAAGUGGUUCUAAAUGAAGAAUGUUCUUGUAAGGAAGGUGGUUUAGAGCAAGAAAAGAAUGAGGAAAAGUCUAAUUGGUUGAGCACUAAUAAUAAUAAUAAUAAUGGAGAGAAAUACGGAGGAGGAGGAGGAAGUAUUAGUAGUAUAUCUUCGUCAUGUUCGCCUGUGAAGCGCAAAAGAAGAACAUUAGGGCAUAGUUUCAAAGACGAAUAUGAGAAGAUGGAAGCAGAGGGAAUACUGAACCGCUUAAGUCUGCGUAAAGGAAUGCAAAAGCUACGAAGGCAUCCUGUCUUCCAGCUCAGAAAGAUAACUGUCAAGAAGAGUGGUGGCGGAGCUGUGUAAAUUGCUAGGAAGGGAGUACUGAGUAGACAAGAUGACAGGUUACUACUACACAAGUAAAUGCAACUACCUUUGAGAAAUCAAUAUUAUUAUUGUCUUUUUUAUUAGGAUAAUAAGUGUUUGUUAAUAAUAAGGUGGUUAGAUGAUUAAUCAUGUACUGGAAGUGGUACUAGUACUAAUUGGGGUUGGUUGUAGGUCGAUGAACCUAACUCAGAGUGGUUAAGAUUCAGCACAUGAACUAUAGUUUCAUUUGGAUUAAAUGUUUCCUUAAUUCUUUCGUUCGUGGGCUAGCAAAUAUGAAGAUCCUUGUCUGAACUCAGCCCAUCUGCCAAAUUGGCUCCCACAUGAUCAUUGUCCAAUCCAACCUUUGUUAUUAAAAAAAAAUAUUCAAUAUUUAGUAAAAAUAUAUAGUUAAGUUAGGUCAGGUGUAUAUAUUAUUUCCGUGUUAAAAUCAUGGUGACAUGUGAGUACUGAUGGUUGAGUGGAACUGCUGUCUUCAAUGGCAAUAAUUGAGUUUUUAUU